Cheilinus undulatus (humphead wrasse) is the source of this 2124-nucleotide messenger RNA. Its product is annotated as major histocompatibility complex class I-related gene protein-like. Gene Ontology annotation, cellular component: external side of plasma membrane. NCBI's taxonomy places the organism in Eukaryota, Metazoa, Chordata, Actinopteri, Labriformes, Labridae. Bases 57 to 1109 code for a protein of 350 amino acids. The record is from RefSeq and is a predicted model, not a curated record. Gene Ontology annotation, biological process: immune response. The transcript has 6 exons.
GCACCCUCCCUGUGACUGAGUUUAGUUGGUCAAAGUUGAAGAAGCCACGGGUCAGAAUGAAAACUGUGAUGUUUUUGACUCUCCUGGGAUUAUUCCUACAUGACACAGCGGCAGUGAAACAUUCCCUCACAUUUGUCCUCACUGCAUCUUAUGGAGUUCCAGAGUUUCCAGAGUUUGUGGGAGUAGGGAUGGUUGAUGGAGUUCAGUCUGGAUACUGUAACAGCCCAACCAAUGCAGUAGUUCCCACACGUGAAUGGAUGAAAGAAUUCUUCAGAGACAAUCCACAAUACCUGGAGUUUCUUUCUGCAAUGUGUCUGAACUAUCACUACCAUUUGAAAGUUCAUAUUAACAUCAUAAUGCAUCACUUAAACCAAAGUGGAGGUGUGCACAUUCUACAGAAGAUGAGUGGCUGUGAGUGGGAUGAAGAGACUGGAGAGACUGCUGGUUAUAACCAGUAUGGUUAUGACGGGGAAGACUUCUUGACAUUGGACUUUGAGGCACUGACGUGGGUUGCUCUGAACCCUAAGGCAAUUAUGACCAAACUAAGAUGGGAUACUGACAAGGCUUAUUUACAAAGCGAUAAAGUCUUCUACAUACACAACUGCCCCAGAUGGCUGAAGAGUUAUAUACAGCAGGCUAGCAUCUCUCUGCCGAAAACAGUGCUUCCCUCAGUGUCUCUCCUCCAGAAGUCUCCCUCCUCUCCAGUCAGCUGCUUCGCCACAGGUUUCUACCCUGACAGAGCUGUGAUGUUCUGGAGGAAAGAUGGAGAGGAGCUUUAUGAGGGCGUGGACCAUGGAGAGAUCCUCCCAAACAAUGAUGACACCUUCCAGAUGAGUGUGGACCUGAACAUUUCCUCAGUGAAACCAGAAGACUGGGAGAAGUACGAGUGUGUGUUUCAGCUCUCUGGAGUGGAGGAGGACAUCGUCACCAGACUGGACAAAUCAGAGAUCAGAAGCAACAAUGGUUCUCCUCCUUGGUUUCCUGUUGUUAUUGGAGUUGUUCCAGGACUGCUGCUCCUGUCAGUCUCCAUCGCUGGAUUCAUCAUGUGGAGAAAAAAGAAAAAUGGGGAACGGGAAGAACCAGAGAUAGAGCUAAGCUCCAACAUGUGAGAAGUCAGCACAGCUGUCAAGGAAAGUCAAUUUGUAAAUGAAGUCUGAGCAUAACCAGUGCUGUAAUCACGUAAAACUUUUCUUCAGACAUUAAUACUACACAGAAAAUAGAAAAGUCAAAUUCAGGGAGUGGAAUGAUCUGAGAUGACACCAAAAAACACAAAUAGAAGCACCAUCUUUAGAGACAGUGUAAUAAAAUGUUGAAUUUUGGAAAUUCCUUUUUUUAGGGUUUAGGGUAAAUUCUAGAUGACAACACACACAACCAUACAAUAUGUAAGUUUUCCUAAACACUUUUAUUGUACUUAGCCUUUUGAGCUCACAUUAUUGUGAAGUAUUUCCACUAGAGAGCGUUAACAAAUCUACAUCAAAGUUCCUCUGUUUGCGGUCAGUCUUAUGUUCACCUGUUCAUUUCCCCCUCACAUUAAACAGCUAACAGGUGUGUUAUUGUGCUAGACCUCAACAGGUUACUGAUAAAACGCUGCUCUUAAAGCAGCGAUGUCAAACUCAAUCACAGCAGGAGCAGGAUUCUAAAUUAAGGUCUAACCUGAGGGCCUAACAGAGACAACGUUUAACCAUAAACUGUCAACUCAUUUUCACUGGUAAUGAGAAAAAUGAGGUUGAGAUUUUAAAAAAAAAAGUUUUAACAUCUAAAGGCUUGACAUUGCAUGUUUAAGAGAUAAAAAUAUGAGAUUAAUGAAAAAUUAUGUGCAAGAAUGUCAAUACAGAUUGUGAGUCUAAAAGUCAAAGUAAGGAGCUGAAAGGUCAAAAGGAUUAAGAAUGAUGAACAGGUCAAAAUAUGAGAUAAAAUGUCACAUUUAUUAGUGGAAAAGGUCAAAACAUAGAAUUAAUAGUCAGAAUAAUGUUAUUAAUCCUUUACCUACAGACACAGCGCUGGCACUGUGUUUUAAAUGUUGGAGUAUUAUUACCGUAACUCUGUCAAAGUUUCUCUGAUCAGAAACAUUACAACAGUGUUGGAAAGCUGAGAACUGUGGGCAUGAGCACAUAUAUGGUUCAU